GCACAGGCUAUGUUACAAGACCAUGUGGUGCGUAUGACCGGGAAAUCUCUUAAUUUUGGUAGUGAUUUACCCGAUUCAUCGGCAUCAAGAAGAUAUGAUGAAGAAGUGAUUAGGGUUAAUACCGAAAAAGAAAUUAGAGAACAAAGCGUUGCAGAUAUUGAAAGAAAUAUUUCAAGGAUUCAAGACUCGAUAAUGCGAAUUGCAAGAGAACGGGAAGAAAUCGAAGAUAAGCUACGCAGAAUCGAGGGAAAUACGAGGUCUUAUGAUAGUGAUGCCCGGAAAUGGGAGGAUGGAACCAGUGUAGGUGAAGAAGUGAGGAAGUUCAUUGAUGAACUUAAAAGAGAUGCUCCAAACUUAUCUUAUCGUACAGAAUACAGUCAAAGUAAUUAUUCUUAUGAUAAAGUAAAAUAUAGUGAACCUCGCUAUUCAUCUACAAAAAAUGAUACGCAUGAUCGUAAUCGAUCAGUUUCUUCUUCAUCUUUGGGUUAUAGUCCAGUUAGCAGCUCUGUUCAAAGCUGUUCUGAUGCAAAAACUCCAGAGGAACGUAGUGCUUUUAUUCAGGCAGAAGCAAAACGCAGAAUGGAGGAACGAUUAAAGGCUUUGGGUAUUGAUAAGCCGUCAUCUGAAAAACCCACAUCGACUCCUAGUUCAUCAACGAUCACUGAUAGACUAGUACGUGAGAGAGCUGACGCAGCUGAAAAACUUGAACGCGCGGAACGAGAAGCUGCAGAACGUGAGCGUAUUCGUGAACAAAAGCUUUUGGCUGAAAAGCAAAAGAAAGCAGAGCAAGAAGCAGAUCGAUUAAGAAAGAUAGAAGAGUUUAAACGCCAGGAGGAGGAAAGAAAAAAUAAAUGGCUUAUAGAAGCUCAGGAACUUGAGAAAGCAAAGGAGAAAAAAUUGCGUGAUAAGGAGGAGGCAUCACGUCUUAUGGAAUUAGAGUUGGAAAGGAGGAGAAUAGAAGCUGAAAGAGAAAAGCGUCAACAAGAAGAACGCUUAUCUCCUCCACCAACAUUCUCCCUUACUGCUAAAUCGACCACGUCCAAACCAUCGUCAAAUAUUCCCAUUGCUCCUCCAGCACCACCAUCAAAUAUUCCAGUUGCACCUCCAAUGCCACCAUCUUCAAAUGUUCCAUCAGCGCCACCAUUGCCGCCGUCUUCAUCAAAUAUUCCAUCAGCUCCACCAUUGCCAACAUCCACCUCAAAAAUUCCAUCAGCGCCACCGUUGCCACCGCCUUCAGCAAAUAUUCCAUCUGCGCCACCAUUGCCACCAUCUGCACCAAAUAUAUCAAUUGCAUCGCCAGCACCCGUAGCUGCAUCAAAUACCUCGGUUUUGUCACAAUCUCCGCCGUCUGAUGCUAAAUUACAAUCUUCUAUACCAUCACAACCGCAGCCGUCAGGCGCACGAAGUGCCUUGUUAAGCCAAAUUCAGCAAGGUAAAAAGUUAAGACCUACACAGACUAAUGAUCGGUCAUCACCUCUUGCUGCAGGUAGGACCAAUUCUUCUCCUACACCGGGAGUUUCCUCUGAUGGGUCUGUAUCUAGCAUUGGUCUAGGCGCAUUGUUUGCUGGUGGCAUGCCAAAGCUUCAGAGUCGUGGCGGAGUAGAAACUGGUCGUUCAUUUACUGAAGACACUC
Molecule: messenger RNA, 1633 nt
Organism: Racocetra fulgida
Lineage: Eukaryota; Fungi; Glomeromycota; Glomeromycetes; Diversisporales; Gigasporaceae
Source: the annotation of a GenBank genome assembly